AUUCGUGGUCCUUUCUACAGCAAGUUGUUGGUUUAAUGCAAUCAUAUAUAUGUGUGUAAUGGCGCGCGGCAGGGAUUUCGCACUCUGUCCUUCAUCGGUAGGGAAUUAGAUCUCUGCGGUAGCUGCUCCCAAAUACGCAGAAGCGAAGACGAGCCGGCGGGUGCGACAAUACCUCGUUCAUCUCUAAAUCUGCGUCGAGCUUGCACCAUCUGGGAUAGACGAGCGACCUGCCCUCAACAUGUCCGACACACCGGAUACGAUGUCGGCGGAAGCGCAAGUCCGACAUUGGAAAGGCAGAGCAAAUGAUCUCGAGGAUAUGCUACGAGAGGCUGAAACCACGCUUCAAGACUGGAUGGACUCUUCCAAGGCCCUGGAAGCAGAAAUGGAGAGAGAGCUUGCCGCUAGUACACGAGCACAGAGCGAUCUUCAAACGCGCAACGAAGUCCUGGCAUCGGAAGUGGAAACGUGGCGGAACAAGUUUCAAACUGCGAUCUCCGAAAGCAAUCGAGAGCUUGCAGAGUUACGGAAAGAAUUGAAGAUGACGACAGACACGCACAACGCGUAUAAAGCCAAGCUGCGAGAUAUGGAACUGGACAACGACGAGCUCGAAAAUGCGGAGAGGAUGAUAUCCGAGUCUCUCGCCGACAUGGAAAUCCGGUACAACCGAGCUGUAGAAAAGACAGCGCUAUUGGAGGAGGAGGUUGUGGCCAAGGAGCAGCUGCAGGAGGAGAACCAGCGAUUAAAGGAUGAAAUCAGGGAUUUGGUGGAAGAGCUUGCCGUUGUGCGGGAAAGCCGAUCUGCGUCUGUUGCAAGCAAGGCACCGUCCAGGGUAGCAUCUGCUCUGGAUGAGCUGACUCUAGAAGACCUGGAUACCAAGCGACCGGACUCCCACAGUCAAGACCAGCAAAGGAGCGAGAGUCGCUCCGGACGAGAAUCAAGGCAUUCUGAGCUUCGUGCGUCUGCCAUCAGCCGCAGGCGCAGCAGGCUUGAUCCGUCUAUUCGAGCACCACGACAGUCCCAACGGCUCCUGGGAGCUGGCGCUAAUUCCAUCCAGCAGUCCACACGAGCGGAAGCGAGACCCAGUGUUGCAAAUGCCGCCGGCGCUCGUUCACGACUAGCAGACACUUCAUUUACUCUAAGAGCAAGCAAGACAUUGGUGCUCCCUGCUCUGAGUCAAAUGUCAUCUCGAGGGGGGUCAUCACAGAUGCUUAACGAGAUGCAAUCAAGACUUACCGCUCUCCAGAGCCGACUGAGCUCGAUUCGAGACCCUAACCAUCCGGAUCGAAGUGCCAUCCCAAGACCAUCAUCUCGCCUCGGCUCCAGCGUAGGGCCGGCUGGGCCCGAUUCACCUGCGGCAUUUCGCCCACGCGCUUCCAUCGAUGCAAAUUCUUCUUUCAGCGGUAUUCCAAUCCCCGCAACGUCGCUAUCAAGAUCGGCAGCACGAAGGCCACGAGCAACCACAAGUACGAACGGUGACGCUCUAGAGAAUUUCCAAGAGUCAUCCGUCGGACCAUCGAGGUCCGGGUCCAGAAAUUCGACCACUCUUUCCAGCAGAGUCCAGCCACCGUCUAUGUCGAUGGAGGAUUGGAAGACGUCACGAAUACGUAUCGAGGGGAGAGGCAAGUCAUGAGCAAUUUGCCAAGCACCUGUACAACGGGCAACCUCUUAUGUUUAUUCAAAGCGGUAGCGCAAACAGGUGGUGUAAACCCUUGGCGGCUACCACAGUAGUCCUGAAAUUGCGUUUGCCAGCAGAGGUUUCUUGCCUCGCGAAAUUGCGAAGUUCUCCUUGUGUCUCAUUCUCAGACUGCCGUGACUGCUGCCUGAAGCCAAAUGGCGGCACAAAAUCCCUCUCUCAAACUCUCAUUGAUAAAAUGUGUAAAGGUCGUCACCAGCCUUGCGU
Molecule: messenger RNA, 1900 nt
Organism: Tilletiaria anomala UBC 951
Lineage: Eukaryota; Fungi; Basidiomycota; Exobasidiomycetes; Georgefischeriales; Tilletiariaceae
Exons: 5
Coding region: 239-1630 (463 amino acids)
Biological process (GO): chromosome segregation; microtubule nucleation; centrosome localization
Cellular component (GO): centrosome; kinesin complex; kinetochore
Molecular function (GO): microtubule binding
Source: RefSeq, a predicted model, not a curated record